AUGUCCUUUCACAACAACAAUCGCAAAGUCACUCUCUCAGAAAUGCCACAAGUCUUGGCCUCUCGAACCUCCCUCGAUUCUUCAUCUCAUCGAGUCAACGCAGGUUCUGAAUCCACUCCUUAUCUUGAUGUCUCUCUUUUAAAAGAUCCAUUAAAUCAUCAUCAUCAUUCAACAAUGAAUGAUCGAUAUACUCGAAUUGACACAUUCAAAAAGUAUUGGAAGAAAUUUUCAAGCAGCACGUUUGGAAAUCGUCGAUUGAAAAUGUACAUUUAUUCAUGUCUCAAAUUCUUAACCAUUACGUAUGUGCAGGCAAAUAAUUUAUUUGGAAAGAGUGAUGCAUUGGUGUUAACAGAAGGAGAACAAUUGUUGCAAUCAGUGUUUAAAAUUGUAUCGUAUACCUUUAUGGGAGUGUUGAUGGUUUUAUUUACGGAAAGAUACAUUCGAGAGUUGACAGCCAUUGCUCGUAAAAAACCUCUCACUAUUUGGAUUAAUUGGAUGGAAUCGAUAGUGUAUUUAAUUUUCUUUAUUUAUUCGAUUGCGACUUCAGUGACACAUGUCGUGUAUAUUGUGAGAGAGUACAAUGCGGAAAGUGAAGAGAGAAUUUUGCAUCCAGAAAUGUUUGCGAAAAAAACGUUUACUUUGGAGGAACAAUUGGCUGUGGAAAUUUUAGAAGUUUUUGUGCAUAUUUAUAUUAUUGUGGAUAAGGGAACUCACUUUAUUCAUGCCAGUCACAGCGUCUCUUACUAUCUAGCCAAAGCACAACACAUUCCAAAGCAUCAUCAUCCCGGCCAUCAUCAUCAUCAUAACGACUAUUUCUAUGUGAAUGACACGUUGAACAGAAAUCCAAAUCAUGCCUUCGAUCACGAUCCUAACACUCUUGCUUUGGAUGAAUCCAAUGCCGUUGAUUCACUCAAAGAGAAGGAUCUCCAACAACAACAAGAAGAGAGUGACGAAGAUUAUGAUGAUUACAUUGGAAAAACUUAUCAAGAAGAGCAAACUGAAAAGAUGAGAAGAAGAAACACCACAAUGGGCGCCAUUUAUAGAAAACCAGGAUCUCUCUUUGUAAACUUUAAGACCAACAAUAAUGAUGACAAGAAAGCACCUCUCAAUGCGUUUGAUCAACUUUAG
Messenger RNA from Naegleria fowleri, 1128 nucleotides. RefSeq lists its product as uncharacterized. Lineage: Eukaryota; Heterolobosea; Eutetramitea; Acrasida; Naegleriidae. The transcript is spliced from 2 exons. The record is from RefSeq and is a predicted model, not a curated record. Bases 1 to 1128 code for a protein of 375 amino acids.